CCGUUCAGAGUAUCGUCGAAUAGAUGUGCAUCGUCGGAUCCUGGAUGAAAAUGUGGGGACGAGCCAGCAUGGCAGGUGUGACAGUUUUGCUGUUGGUUGUCGGUUGCCUGGCGGUCCAUGCCGAAGGGAAUGCUUUGGGAGGAACUAGCUCGAACGACGCCGAGGCGGAAAAUAUUUUAGAACGGGCUACCGCGUGGCUGUGGAGUCAGAGAAACAAGGACGCCGGUUGGGGAAACGAUACUCAUCGAGUACUGCUGGUCCUGCGGCUGGGGAACCUGUCACGGGAGGACAACGUCGCCCCCGUGGCUCCCUUGGACCUGCAACUCAGCGGUAAACAGAUGGAACUCGAAAUAGUAUUGCUACUGUGGAGGCACAGGGAAACUGGAUACUCGCCCGUGCGAUUGGCACGUUACGCUCUCGCAUUGAACGCGAUGUGCACGGAUCCGAGACAGUUUCACGGUCACGACUUGAUAGGAACGCUUCAACACCACGAACCGCCUACCGAUUACGAAUUCGCCCUGACGACGUUGGCCGCGUGCAACGCACAGGCUCACGUGCGCAAGAGGCAGAUUCGCCGGCUGCUGGACAUCGCGAACGCGUCGCAAGACCACAACGUCGACACGGUGGCGAUGGUGAUCUUGGCACUCAAGUGCAUCGUACAGGAUCACAGACACAGAAAUCUUCACCAUUUCGUACGCAAGCCGUCGAUCAGCUUGGCACAACAGCAACGACUGGACGGCAGCUUCGGGGAUGUGAGGACCACGGCUUUGGUCAUGCAAGCUCUCGAGGAAGCGGAGAACGAGCCUGCCGACAAUUGGAACAGGUCAGCCGCGUUGGCCUGGUUGAUGAAUCAACAAAGACCCGACGGUUCGUUCGCUGGAGACGUCCGAGCAACUGCAGAAGCACUGCUCGGAGUUGCUCCGCGUGGCCUGGCCAGCAUUCGCACUCUGGACUGUGGCCAGGGUCUCGGUGAGACCUCGCCACCGAGACUGUCUACCAAUAGUAACGAACCGGUGGCGAUUCCCGGAAAUCAUAGCGACGGCGUAUCGAUCGCAGUGACGGCCGUCACCGUGGCGAGCAACUUGAACGCGAGCAACGGGAAUAACAAUUCUGGGAACGCGGUGAGCAAUAACACCGACGGCGUGACGACGACUACGAUGAGCGCCGUGGCGCCGGUGAUGGUGAACGUGUCCUACACCCUCUGGGUAGGCAGCAACGUGAACGAGACGUACAGCUUGAUCGUUGCUGCGCCGAAGAACGAAACGUUUUACGAGGUGAUGCUGUUGGCCGCGGACAUGUCGCCGCACUUCCAAUUCGUCGCGUCCGAGUGGCCGAACGGACACUACGUUCACACGAUAGCCGGUUACAAGGAGGAGCCGAUGUCUUAUCAUUUCUGGCUGUUGUAUCGACUCACUUCCCCGCCGGAUCCGACCUCACCGCCGGGAAAUCAAUUGGUCGCACCCGGCGGUGUGGACGACCUGCAGGUCAGCGAGGGGGAUCACUACCUGUUCUGGUACAAGAAACUAUGAGAUGCGACGAGACGUCGACGUGCGACACGAAGAGAUAAAGCGAGCGAAGAGGACACGGGGGACGGGAGUAAUGAUCCUUAUCGUUAGUUACUCGGAAAUGAGGGCUCACUCUGUUCACUGCCAUCGCUACAUUUUCCUGGAACGUUUUCGUAUGGACCUACUCUCGUAUGUUAAGUUCUUAGGAAGAUGCCUAAUGAAAUAGAGCUGGCAGUGAGAUAUAUCGCGGGCUAAUCGACGCAAUGAAACACCACCACACGCGUGUAUUUUCUAUGAAACUGCAAUGCACAACCGUUAUUGUACCUACUAUACGCGACGUGGUGAUACCGUGCGAUUCGUAUUUAAUAAAUCCUACACAUGUAAUAAUGUACGUACUGCAUAGUAACCUACCCCCCCUUGGUAUCUCACGCGUGUUGGCUUUUACAAUCACCAAAAUGAAUUUCUGCGCUAUGAGACUAUGGUCAUUGCUUGCCACAAUGCGUAUAUAUAUAUAUAAUGUAAAUGUAUUAAUGAAACCUACCGAGGAAACGCGAUUUUGAUCAGUGGUUUUUUCAUAAUUUGCCUAACGUUGUAAUAUACAGUUUUAUUUGUUCUUUCCUCGAGGCGAAUAAAAGGAUUACAAAUUGUA
Molecule: messenger RNA, 2154 nt
Organism: Ceratina calcarata
Lineage: Eukaryota; Metazoa; Arthropoda; Insecta; Hymenoptera; Apidae
Exons: 6
Coding region: 24-1529 (501 amino acids)
Biological process (GO): cobalamin transport
Molecular function (GO): cobalamin binding
Source: RefSeq, a predicted model, not a curated record